AUGACUAUUACCUCUGACACAUAUAAAGAGCCCGUCCAUAUCGGCGUCAUCGGCGGCACCGGCUUGAGCGAGCUCCCUCAUUUCACGAAAGUCGCAACCCUCAUUAUCACAACCCCAUGGGGCGAACCGUCCUCGCCGAUUUCAAUCCUUCACCACACCUGUUCCACUAGCGGCAAGGUUGUCCCAAUCGCAUUCAUUAGCCGACAUGGCCUUCAUCAUCAGCUUUCUCCUCACGAGGUUCCAAGCCGUGCCAACAUUGCUGCUCUACGAUCUAUCGGAGUCCGUAGCGUUGUAGCAUUCUCUGCGGUUGGCAGCUUGCAAGAAGAAAUUAAGCCCAGAGAUUUUGUGGUUCCUGACCAAGUAAUUGACCGUACCAAAGGAGUUCGGCCAUGGACAUUCUUUGAGGAUGGAAUUGUAAAUCAUGUUGGAUUUGCAGAUCCGUUCGACGAGAAAAUGGCCAAAGUUGUUAGGGCUUGCGGCCAUAGUCUGGAGGGGGAAGGAGUCAUUCUUCACGACCGUGGCACUUUGAUAUGCAUGGAGGGUCCACAGUUCAGCACCCGCGCGGAGAGCAACCUCUACCGUAGCUGGGGUGGCAGUGUUAUCAACAUGUCUUGCUUGCCAGAGUCCAAACUAGCACGUGAAGCGGAAAUGGCAUAUCAGAUGAUCUGCAUGUCAACGGAUUAUGAUUGCUGGCACUGCGGCACUGAGGAUGUCACCGUCGAAAUGGUCAUGGGCAACAUGAAAGCAAACGCUGUAAAUGCGAGAAAUUUCAUCAGCGCUGUCUUGGACGAACUGACUAAGGACGAACAUGAAGACCUAGUUAAGGGGAAGCACCUUGAAGGUAGCGCAAAAUUCGGCUUGAGUACGAAACCUGGCAACAUCAGUGCCUCGGCACUUUCUAAGAUGUCGUGGCUGUUCCCUGGGUACUUUUCUAACUGA
Messenger RNA from Trichophyton rubrum CBS 118892, 939 nucleotides. RefSeq names its product methylthioadenosine phosphorylase. Gene Ontology annotation, cellular component: cytosol. The transcript has 3 exons. The coding region runs from base 1 to 939 and encodes 312 amino acids. Lineage: Eukaryota; Fungi; Ascomycota; Eurotiomycetes; Onygenales; Arthrodermataceae. The record is from RefSeq and is a predicted model, not a curated record. Gene Ontology annotation, biological process: nucleoside metabolic process. Gene Ontology annotation, molecular function: S-methyl-5-thioadenosine phosphorylase activity.